Ochotona princeps (American pika) is the source of this 2565-nucleotide messenger RNA. RefSeq names its product SPARC (osteonectin), cwcv and kazal like domains proteoglycan 1 (gene SPOCK1). The transcript is spliced from 11 exons. The record is from RefSeq and is a predicted model, not a curated record. Lineage: Eukaryota; Metazoa; Chordata; Mammalia; Lagomorpha; Ochotonidae. The coding region runs from base 195 to 1511 and encodes 438 amino acids. Gene Ontology annotation, molecular function: calcium ion binding; protein binding.
CCCGCCCGGCUGCUCCGCCGCGCCCGAGCCGGGGAGCGAGCGCAGCCAGAGCGCUGCGGGCUCACAAAGCGGCCGGACGCGCGGCGGGCGUGCAGGGCAGCGAGCCGGCCACCAGCCUCCUCCGCGACCGCCCCACACGAGCUCGAGCACUCGGACGCGGGGACCCGGGCCGCUCCCCACCCACCCACCCCAAGAUGCCCGCGGUCGCCGUGCUGGCGGCUGCAGCCGCGUGGUGUUUCCUGCAAGUGGAAAGCCGGCACCUGGACGCGCUCGCCCGAGGCGCGGGCCCCAACCACGGCAAUUUCCUAGACAACGACCAGUGGCUGAGCACCGUGUCCCAGUACGACCGGGACAAGUACUGGAACCGCUUCCGAGACGAUGAUUACUUUAGAAACUGGAAUCCCAACAAGCCCUUUGACCAAGCCCUGGACCCGUCCAAGGAUCCCUGCCUGAAGGUGAAGUGCAGUCCUCACAAAGUGUGUGUCACCCAGGACUACCAGACUGCCCUGUGUGUCAGCCGCAAGCACCUGCUCCCCAGGCAAAAGAAGGGAAGUGUGGCCCACAAACACUGGGCCGGACCCGCCAGUCUGGUCAAAUGCAAGCCCUGUCCCCUGGUGCAGUCGGCCAUGGUCUGUGGCUCCGAUGGACACUCCUAUACUUCCAAGUGCAAGUUGGAGUUCCACGCUUGUUCCACCGGCAAAAGCCUCACCACCCUCUGCGAUGGACCCUGUCCGUGUCUCCCCGAGCCUGAGCCACCCAAACACAAGGCAGAAAAGAAUGCCUGCACGGACAAGGAGUUGAGGAACCUCGCUUCCCGCCUCAAAGACUGGUUUGGAGCCCUUCACGAGGAUGCCAAUAGGGUGAUCAAACCCACCAGCUCUGACACAGCACAAGGCAGGUUCGACACCAGCAUCCUGCCCAUCUGCAAGGACUCCUUGGGCUGGAUGUUCAACAAACUGGACAUGAACUACGACCUCCUGCUUGACCACUCGGAGAUCAACGCCAUCUACCUGGACAAGUAUGAGCCCUGUAUCAAGCCCCUCUUCAACUCCUGUGACUCCUUCAAGGACGGCAAGCUCUCCAACAACGAGUGGUGCUACUGCUUCCAGAAGCCUGGAGGUCUCCCUUGCCAGAAUGAGAUGAACAGAAUUCAGAAGCUGAGCAAGGGGAAAAGCCUGUUGGGGGCAUUCAUUCCACGCUGCAACGAGGAGGGCUACUACAAAGCAACGCAGUGCCACGGCAGCACUGGCCAGUGCUGGUGUGUGGACAAAUACGGGAACGAGCUGGCUGGCUCCCGCAAGCAGGGCGCGGUGAGCUGCGAGGAGGAGCAGGAGACGUCAGGGGAUUUCGGCAGCGGCGGCUCGGUGGUCCUCCUGGAUGACCUGGAGGACGAACGGGAGCUGGGGCCUCACGACAAAGAGGGCAAGCUGAGGGUCCACAGCCGGGCCGUGGCGGAGGACGACGAAGACGAGGACGACGACAAAGAGGAGGAGACGGGCUCCAUCUGGUAGGGCCCCCUGGAGGAAGGGGACACGGGUGUGGCCUACCACUGCCUGUCGCUUCCUGUUCCUGCAUUUGUAUCUAAAGACUCCAAGGCGCUGCCGCCGAGGCCGCUUCCCCACCGUCGCUCCCGAUGCCCGACCCGAGGAUUGGAGACAGCCGCCUGCUGCCACUCCCACCGUGCAUGCGGCUGUGUGGGCGAAAGGGUGUUUUGUUCGUUGUGUGUGCGGACAGGGGACGGGCUGGCCUCGCCACAGCCUCCUCUCCUCCUGUGACCGUUCUGCGCCCAGCAUGUGAUUCCCGUGGACUCGUGACAGUGCAGGGAGCCCGGGCUCCCCCCGGGGCAGGCACAGCAUGGUUCCCAGCCUUACUGCGUCCCAGUGCUCCUCGUGUGUCCUGUAGCUGUUGUGGAAAACGCACCGCACUGUACCCCCAACUACUGACUGCCCUGGGUGUUUAUUAUUUCCAAAUUCAUUUCUCGCAUCACACUAUCUGGCUUCCUACCAACCACAGCCUUAAUUCAGCCAAGAGUCCUCUGGGGGUGGGGGAAGGGAAGGAGUUCGCAUUCUUUAUUAAAAAUUGGUGUCUGGAUGUUUCUUGCUGCACAAGCUUCAAUUGUAUGCAGGUAUGCAACAGGCUGUGUGUGCGUGCAUGCGCGCACGCCCUGCUCGCACCUCUCACAGGCAGUGUUGGGCUAUCUUAUUAAAAACUCAUUUGAAAAACAAUUAAAAUUUGUCAGCUUGUCCAGACCUGGAAUACGACUUCUGGGGUAGGGAAUUUGCAUCAAAGCCUUUUCUUUGCACUCACAGCUGGCACUUGUAGCCUGCGGGCUGAGGGGCUGCUUCGCUUUGCUUCAGCUGAGUUCCUGGAAGCCUCUUUGAUUCGGAUAAGCCAGCGUCUGCCUAAAUCACUUUUCUUGCAGAAGCCAUGCGACUCCCACGUGGGCAGCUUCACCAGCCAUCCCUUUCAUUUCGGCUCUAAGUCCCCUCGGGCCGCAGCACUCCGCUCUGCGGGUUCCUACCUUCCCUGUCGACUCAAGGGCUUUGCUGAGGUCUGCACCCCACC